AUGGCAAAGGGUAAGAAUCAUGAUCGUAAAGCUACACCAGGCUUUGGUAAACAGAAACUGAAGUCUGGUUCUUCUGGUGGAGAAUUUUCUCUCAAAAAAGUAAAAGGAGAGAAUUUUUACCGAGAUGCUAAAGCUGCGUCCAGGGUGAAGAUGCUCAAUGGCGGUAAAGCCGUCAGAGAUAAAGAUGGAAAGAUCACCGAAGCCGCAGCUUUUCAAAAAGGUGAAAAAGAUGUUGAGCCAGGUAGAGUCAAAGCUGAUCGAAGAUGGUUUGGUAACACAAGGGUCAUAUCACAAACCGCUUUGGAUCAUUUUAGGACUGCAUUGAGUGAACAAAAAGCCGAUCCUUACUCUGUCUUACUUAGAAGGAAUAAACUUCCUAUGGGUUUAUUAGAAGACGAAUCGAAGAAUGGCGGAAAACGAUCACAUAUCGUCGAGACCGAACCUUUCUCUAACACGUUCGGACCUAAAUCGCAAAGAAAACGGCCUCGUCUUGAUAUUGGUUCAAUCGAGGAAUUGGGUGAAUCAUCGGCAGCAGUUGAUGCUUCUGCGGAUGUCGAAGCAGCCCAAAACGUUACUGCCGAUUUAGCAGAUAUCUACCACCCCACCACUUCCACAGCACGAGAACCCAUCUACCAGAAAGGUACUUCCAGACGUAUCUGGGGUGAAUUAUACAAAGUUCUCGAUUCUUCCGAUGUAGUCAUUCACGUACUCGACGCUCGUGAUCCCCUAGGUACAAGAUGUAAACCUGUUGUGGAAUACCUUCGAAAAGAAAAGGCUCAUAAACAUUUGGUAUACGUACUCAACAAAGUCGAUUUGGUACCCACUUGGGUCACUGCUCGAUGGGUCAAACACCUCUCACUUUCCGCUCCUACCAUUGCUUUCCACGCUUCUAUCAACAACUCCUUUGGUAAAGGUUCCCUCAUCCAACUUCUUCGACAGUUCUCAGUUCUCCACUCUGACAAGAAGCAAAUCUCCAUCGGUUUCAUCGGAUACCCCAAUGUCGGUAAAUCAAGUAUCAUCAACACGCUGAAAAAGAAGAAGGUCUGCACUGUCGCCCCCAUCCCUGGUGAGACCAAAGUGUGGCAAUAUAUCACAUUGAUGAAACGAAUCUACUUGAUCGAUUGUCCUGGUAUCGUACCUGUGUCAGCUAAAGAUUCCGAUACCGACACCGUCCUCAAGGGUGUAGUGCGAGUUGAAAAUCUUGCCACUCCUGCCGAACAUAUCCCAGAGAUGCUUGAGCGAGUAAGAGCGGAGUACAUUGAACGAACAUACGGACUUGAACAUCGUGAAGGUGGUUGGCAUGGUGAACCAGGGGCGACUAUACUGUUGACCGCCAUUGCCAAGAAAUCCGGUAAAUUGUUGAAAGGUGGUGAGCCCGAUCAAGAAGCUGCCGCUAAAAUGGUGUUGAACGAUUGGAUCCGAGGUAAAAUACCUUUCUUCGUGCCCCCUCCUGAUAAAGAACAGGUCGCAGUUAAAGGCGAAGAGAAACCUGAUCAAGCUCAAGAGAAGGAAAUGCGAGAGACGAAAGAAAUGCUCGAAGAGCAAGAAAGGUCACUGGGCAAAGUUCUCGGUGAGAAGAGAGUUAAAGGUGUUCAACAGCCUAUCAGCAAGAUUGUCACCAUGACCAAGUUUAUCGGCGAUGAUGCUAUUAGAUACAAGGAAGAGGAUUCCAAAGAUGUUGAGAUGGGUGAAGAAGCUGAAGAGGAUGAGGAUGACGACGACGACGAUGAAGAGGAGAAAGAGGGAGAAGCUGGCGAAUUAGCUUGGGACGAUAUCUUCCCUGGUGAUGCUGCUGGUCCAUCCAAAUUUGCCUCUUUACCUGUUGAUGCGGAAGACGUGGAGAAAGAGGAUGACGAUGAGGACGAUGACGAGGAGGAGGAGGACGACGAAGAUGAAGAUGAAGAUGAAGAUGAAGAUGAAGAUGAUGUAGCACUGGAAUUCGCCCCUCCAUCAGACAAGAAGGCGGGCAAACGAAAAGCCGAGGAAGUCGCCGAGGAAGAGGACGAGCCUACUUCCAAGAAGGAGAAGAGAAUGACGACUAAUAAAAAGAAGACUGAGAACUUUUACACUCAUGCAAACGUUAAAAACAGAAACAGGGACCGACAAUUACCCAAGAAUCCAUUCAAGAGGCACCGAGAUGCUGAUGAGGAACCAACGGGUAAAAAGAGGCCCAAGAGUAAGAAGUAUUAG
This is a messenger RNA of Kwoniella shivajii, 2190 nucleotides long. Its product is annotated as nucleolar GTP-binding protein 2. Gene Ontology annotation, molecular function: GTP binding. The record is from RefSeq and is a predicted model, not a curated record. Gene Ontology annotation, cellular component: nucleolus. The coding region runs from base 1 to 2190 and encodes 729 amino acids. The transcript has 8 exons. Lineage: Eukaryota; Fungi; Basidiomycota; Tremellomycetes; Tremellales; Cryptococcaceae.